UUUUUUAAACUCUGAAACAUAUAUAUAUUUAGAGAACAGAGAGACACACAUACAUUUUAGGAUAUUUUUACUAUAGUAAGUAUUGUAGUGAUAACCAAUAGAAGCCUUCUAAUCAUGCAAUAAUUUUAAAAAAACGCAUUUUCAUGUUCAAGGCUAAUUGUAAGUUGCCACCAUUGCACAUAGUCGCAGGCGACUUGUAUCCUUAUAGACGGCCUUAAGGCGAAUGACGGCUGGCGUCCAAUAUGGUGAUUGUUGAUUUCCUAAAAUCAUUUGUCGUAUGAGAAUUAAAUAAAAAUGAGUUUAUGUAUAUAAUAUAUAUUAAUCAUUUAAUCAUUUUAUAAAUAAGAAGUUGCUGUAUUUCUUAACUGUAAAAUGGACGCACGCUCAUAAGUAAUUAUUGGUUUACAUGCGUGUACCCAUCUUGUAUACAACAUGUCAGACGACGAGGAUUUAGUUUAUGUGAAGAAGCAAAAAACAGUCCACUAUGGAUCUUUGGAAGAAGCAGAACGUAUUCGGCUUGCUACAGCUGCAGCUGAGUCUUCUGAGGAAGAUAAAGAUAGUGCAAAUGCAAAUGAUAUGCCUACCAUUUCAGCUAUGGCUGGAAAUGUACAUAUUUCAAAUGAAUAUAUGGAAUUGGAGGAUGAAAUGUCCAAGGAUAGACAAGCUUUAUUGGAAGAAUUCGAGCGAAGGAAAAAGGCGAGACAAAUUAAUGUGUCGACUGAUGAUUCUGAAGUAAAAAAGAAUUUGAGACAAUUAGGAGAACCGAUCUGUCUCUUCGGAGAAGGUCCUGCAGACAGGCGAACCAGGUUGAGGGAAUUAUUAGCAAGUCUUGGUGAGGAUGCAAUAAAAAAGAAGCACGAGGAUGAAGAGAGACCUUCACAUCCCACAGAAAGGGAUACUGAAACAACCUGGUAUCACGAGGGGCCAGAAUCACUUCAAAUCGCACGGUCCUGGAUAGCAAAUUAUUCACUUCCAAGGGCUAAAGCACGGCUUGAUCGAGCAAGGCAAGAAUUAGAACUACCUGGUGCUACACGUACAGCACGCAGACAAGAACUUUUAAAGAAACUUCAAGCACUAAGCAUAUACUGUUCUCAAAUUGGAGAUACGAGGCCUGUUUCAUUCUGUCAGUUUAGUCCAAACUCAAAGGUACUUGCUACCGCUUCUUGGACUGGAUUGUGCAAGUUAUGGUCCGUACCUGAUUGUACUCUCUUGCGAACUCUUGAAGGUCACACUUGUAAUGUCAGUUGUAUCGUGUUUCAUCCAAAAGCUACAGUGAGCGAAGAGGUUUUUGGGGAAUCUGCAGGACAGACUUGUGUAUUGGCGAGUUGUGCAUCCGACGGUAAGUUAAGUCAACGCACUGUAUAUUUAAUAAAAAUCCAUGGAAACAUGUCAUCCUUCCUUUUACAUUAUUUCGUGACGUUUCUCUAUGCAGGCUCAGUAAAAUUAUGGGGUGGCGGAAACGGACAGAAACCAUUAGCUGAGGUGGAAGGUCACGAACCACACAGAGUUUCUCGAAUUGCAUUUCAUCCGUCAGGCCGGUUCCUUGGAACGUGUUGCUUCGAUGCAUCAUGGCGUCUUUGGGAUUUAGAGCAACAGGCUGAAGUUCUACAUCAAGAAGGACAUGCUCGAGCUGUACAUUGUAUCAGUUUUCAGUGCGAUGGCAGCGUAACUGCAACAGGAGGUCAUGAUUCGUUUGGAAGAGUCUGGGACCUGCGUACUGGUAGGUGUAUAAUGUUUAUGGAGGGACAUUUGAAAUCCAUAUUUGGCAUUGAUUUUUCACCGAAUGGUUUCCAUCUGGCAACCGCGAGUGAGGAUAACUCCUGCAAGAUUUGGGAUCUGCGGAAGCGGUCUUGCAUAUACACGAUACCAGCCCAUACAAAUCUACUGUCGGACGUUAAGUAUCAGAGGCUGGAGGGUCAGUAUCUAGUUACGGCGUCCUAUGAUAACACUGCCAAAAUCUGGUCAAAUAAAACGUGGCAACCUCUGAAGACCUUACCAGGCCACGACGGUAAAGUAAUGUCUGUUGACGUUUCACCGGAUCACAAAUUCAUUGCUAGCACUUCUGCCGACAGAACUUUCAAACUGUGGGCUCCCGAGAAUAUGUAAAGGAAUUCACACUCGCCUGAAAUUCAAUAAAGAUAUAGUCUUUUUAACACAAA
Messenger RNA from Cephus cinctus (wheat stem sawfly), 2159 nucleotides. It is a transcript of the gene U4-U6-60K, whose product is annotated as U4/U6 small nuclear ribonucleoprotein Prp4. Gene Ontology annotation, molecular function: U4 snRNA binding; protein binding; U6 snRNA binding. Gene Ontology annotation, cellular component: U4/U6 x U5 tri-snRNP complex. NCBI's taxonomy places the organism in Eukaryota, Metazoa, Arthropoda, Insecta, Hymenoptera, Cephidae. The transcript is spliced from 4 exons. The coding region runs from base 433 to 2106 and encodes 557 amino acids. Gene Ontology annotation, biological process: mRNA splicing, via spliceosome. The record is from RefSeq and is a predicted model, not a curated record.